CUUCCGGUUUCUAGAAUAGCCACAUUUCGAUUCUACUGGAAAUCAACUUCAAAAUGUGGUUUAUGUAUCUUUUGAGUUGGAUGGCAUUGUUAAUCCAAAUAUGUCUAAUCACAUUAGCGAUUGCUGCUGGUCUAUUUUAUAUUGCUGAAUUGGUUGAAGAAUAUACAGUUCUUACUGGAAAAACUAUCAAGUAUCUCAUCAUGUUCACCACAGCAGUGUAUAUUUGCUUGUUCCUGUUUGAAGAUCUAGACACAUCGUUAAUCAUAGUAGGAUUGGUAGGAAAUGCAGCAUACUUUGCAUUGCUACAGAGUUUCCCGUACUUUAUAUUAUCAUCCCCGUCAUUUAUAGCAUCUGUCUUUAUGGUGAUUGUGAACCACUACUUUGCAUUUUCUUACUUUGCAUCAGUAUGGUAUCCAUUUUCAGAUGUGAUGGCUUUCUUCACCAUUUGUCUAUGGAUAGUACCAUUUGCAUUUUUUGUGUCAUUAUCUGCUAACGAGAAUGUUUUACCAACCAUGACAGAAAACCGAUCAAAAUCUGAAGAUGCCACAGACGUUGUCAGCAACUAUUUCAAAAGGAAAACUAAAGGAUUGGGACUUUUGUCAUUCUUGAAACAUGCUCAGGACACUGUAUUACCACAGAGAGUUAGAAAACAGUAUUAGAUGUCAGAACAAUUGAUGAAUGUGGGUUACGUUGUUUUAAUUAGUCAGCUUGAUUUCGCAAAGAAUUUUGAUGCAUGUGUGAUUGUGAAUUUUGCAUGUUAUCUGUUCAGAAAUAUUGUAGUAUAAUUCUCUAAAUGAGAUUAAUUAUUUUGAUAGACAAUGAUAGUGAUAUUGUUUUGUUAGCUCUAAGCAAAAUAUAAAUUGUGUACCAGAAUAAUUU
Molecule: messenger RNA, 879 nt
Organism: Mytilus trossulus (common blue mussel)
Lineage: Eukaryota; Metazoa; Mollusca; Bivalvia; Mytilida; Mytilidae
Product: protein TEX261-like
Exons: 5
Coding region: 54-659 (201 amino acids)
Biological process (GO): endoplasmic reticulum to Golgi vesicle-mediated transport
Cellular component (GO): Golgi membrane; COPII-coated ER to Golgi transport vesicle; endoplasmic reticulum membrane
Molecular function (GO): COPII receptor activity
Source: RefSeq, a predicted model, not a curated record